This is a messenger RNA of Dreissena polymorpha, 1482 nucleotides long. Its product is annotated as carboxypeptidase A1-like. Bases 82 to 1356 code for a protein of 424 amino acids. The record is from RefSeq and is a predicted model, not a curated record. Gene Ontology annotation, biological process: proteolysis. NCBI's taxonomy places the organism in Eukaryota, Metazoa, Mollusca, Bivalvia, Myida, Dreissenidae. The transcript is spliced from 11 exons. Gene Ontology annotation, molecular function: metallocarboxypeptidase activity; zinc ion binding.
AUAAAUCUCCAAUGACAGCCCUGGAUAUAAGCAUGCCUUUCCGCGCCCGGGCCAAGUAUGUAUGUUUGUCAGUGAGCGAGGAUGGACGUGUUGUGUAUUCUAGCAACUAGUCUUUUGCUGCUGGCGCAGGAAGUGACGUCUGAACGCAGGGACUUUACCGGUCACCGCCUUGUGUCGGUGUCCGCGAGGUCACGUGCCCAGGUCGAGCUGCUUCAGUCGCUAGAGAGCGAGACCGGAUAUGACGAGCUGGAUUUUUGGAGCGAUCCGUCGCUGUUCCGUCCCACCGAUAUCCUUGUCUCUCCGUCUGACUUCGGAAAGCUUCGUACAUUCCUCAACGAGCACAACAUGGUGUACCAGAUAAAAAAUGAGAACAUCCAAGCGGCAAUAGAUGCGGAAUAUGUUGAGGUCAGCAAGCAGUCGAAACUGUCAUCGUGUCCCUUCACCAGUACAUACUGCACGUAUGACCAGAUUCAGUCGUUCCUGCUCGCCCUACAGUCUGCCUACCCGACCAAGGUCAAGGUUACAAACAUCGGAACCACGUACGAGGGAAGAAACAUAUACGCCGUCAAGGUCUCAGAGAACUUGAGUCAGCCGAAGGCCAAGUCAGUCUGGGUUGAGGCUGGCACGCAUGCGCGGGAGUGGAUUGCCAUCGCUUCCGCUCUUAAUCUGAUCGACAAGCUUCUGACGGCGAGUCGCACAGAGAGCUCGACCAUGCUGCGGGCGUAUGACUGGAACAUCGUGCCUGUCCACAACCCGGACGGAUAUGCCUAUUCACACUCUAACAGCCGACUACACCGGAAGAACCGACAGGUUGAGAGUCGACCCUGCUACUUCUCCAACUACGGCAUCGAUCUUAACCGCAACUGGGACGCAGACUUUGGAAAGGCGGGUACUACCACGCAAUGCCAGGGCGACACGUACCCGGGCAUGUCGGCGUUCGCUGCCAGGGAGACGACGGCGCUACGUAACGCCGUGCUCGGCGACAUGCCCAACGUGGAGGCGUUCUUCUCAGUGCACUGUUAUAGCGAGCUCAUGCUGCUUCCACACGGUUUCAACAACACCAAACCCGCAGACUACGCACACCUGUUCUCUGUGGCUGAGCACAUGAUGCGCUGGCUGGAGACUGUCCGAGGCACCUACUACCUGUCCGGUACUCCACCAGAGAUCCUCUACUCAGCAUCCGGAGGCGCCUACGACUACUUCAAGCUGCAGGGGGUGAAGUACGCGUACACGUACGAGCUCAGCCCCUCCUCCUCCACCGGAAACGGCUUCGUGCUCAGCGCCACGCACAUCCCCGCCGUCAGCGAAGAGCUCUUCAUGUCCCUCUGGGCCUUUGUCGACAUCGUCACCAAGUAGCCGCUGUUCUCCGGUCGUCAUGCGUGGGCAGUCAUGUUUAAGACAAUUUGUUUGAGUCUUUGCAUUUCGUGUAUAUUCUCGAAUCGGCUGUGAACCAAUUUGAGCAAAUAAAUCUAUACAGAUCUA